GCGUCCGCCCGGAGUUGUCCCUCUCACUCUCGAUUGACACAAACACUUCUCCAGAAGGGGGGAAACCUAAGCAACAACAACAAUCAACAACGAGAUCUUCCUCCUUUCCUCCCUCCCUCCCUUCCCCCGCGGCCUGCCCCCGCCCCCUCCCCCAGGCCCACCGCAGGCUCCCAGGGCGUCCCGACCCGUUGCGCGAGGCCGACAGCUUAGAAUCCAAAGCUUCCCUACUCGUUUGGUUCUUCUCUUUUAUAAAAAGAGGAGGGGAAGUUCCGGUGACGGGCUGCCCUGCACACACACACACACACACACACACACCCGCCCUCACAUACCCCGACAAAAGCAGAUGCACUUUGACUUCUGACAGCUCUACCUCAAGCCCGAGAGAACUCAGCGGCGCUUUCCCUGCAAGCCGAGCUCGCCGCAUCGUCCUCUUCCUUCUCCGACUCCGUUUUAUUUAUUUAUUUCCGUUCCCGUCGCCGUUCUCGGUGACCUUCAUUCCUUCGCGGGCUCUGGGCAGAAGAGUCGCUUUCUCGCCCGCCUGAGACUCUUUCCUCGCCCCAGGAGCGGCGGCGGCGCUGCUGUGCCCCGGGGCCCCGGGACUGUCGGGCUGCACACUCCACCGAGGCGCCCCCCGCCCCCCAUCAGCCUCCUCCUUCUCUCUGAUUUUCCGGCGCGGGUUUCGGUUUGCACUGCCAAGUGUGUCUCCCCAGUUUGGAGGGGCUGGGGAGUUCCUGCCGGUCGUCUUGGUGAAUCAUCCCCUCGGCUCUACCUGCGCUUCUCUCUCCGGGCCUCACCCGACCAAACCAAAGACCAUGGUGCACUGUGCCGGCUGCAAAAGGCCCAUCCUGGACCGCUUCCUCUUGAACGUGCUGGACAGGGCCUGGCACGUCAAGUGCGUCCAGUGCUGUGAAUGUAAAUGCAACCUGACCGAGAAGUGCUUCUCCCGGGAAGGCAAGCUCUACUGCAAAAACGACUUCUUCCGGUGUUUUGGUACCAAAUGCGCAGGCUGCGCGCAGGGCAUCUCCCCUAGCGACCUGGUGCGGAGAGCCCGGAGCAAAGUGUUUCACCUGAACUGCUUCACCUGCAUGAUGUGUAACAAGCAGCUCUCCACCGGCGAGGAGCUCUACAUCAUCGAUGAGAACAAGUUCGUCUGCAAAGAGGAUUACCUAAGCAACAGCAGCGUCGCCAAAGAGAACAGCCUCCACUCGGCCACCACGGGCAGUGACCCCAGUUUGUCUCCGGACUCCCAAGACCCGUCGCAGGACGACGCCAAGGACUCGGAGAGCGCCAAUGUGUCGGACAAGGAAGGUGGCAGCAAUGAGAACGACGACCAGAACCUGGGGGCCAAGCGGAGAGGGCCGCGCACCACCAUCAAAGCCAAGCAGCUGGAGACGCUGAAGGCCGCCUUUGCCGCUACACCCAAGCCCACGCGCCACAUCCGCGAGCAGCUGGCUCAGGAGACUGGCCUCAACAUGCGUGUCAUUCAGGUCUGGUUCCAGAACCGACGGUCCAAGGAACGGAGGAUGAAGCAGCUAAGCGCGCUGGGCGCCCGGCGCCACGCCUUCUUCCGCAGUCCGCGCCGGAUGCGGCCGCUCGUGGACCGCCUGGAGCCGGGCGAGCUCAUCCCCAACGGGCCCUUCUUCUAUGGAGAUUACCAGAGCGAGUACUACGCUCCCGGAGGCAACUACGACUUCUUCCCGCAAGGCCCCCCGUCCUCGCAGGCUCAGACGCCAGUAGACAUGCCCUUCGUGCCGUCGUCCGGGCCUUCCGGGACACCCCUGGGUGGCCUGGAGCACCCGCUGCCCGGCCACCACCCGUCGAGCGAGGCUCAGCGGUUCACCGACAUCCUGGCGCAUCCUCCCGGGGACUCGCCCAGCCCCGAGCCCAGCCUGCCCGGGCCUCUCCACUCCAUGUCGGCCGAGGUCUUCGGGCCCAGCCCACCCUUCUCGUCGCUGUCGGUCAACGGCGGGGCGAGCUACGGAAACCACCUGUCUCACCCCCCCGAAAUGAACGAGGCGGCCGUGUGGUAGCGGAGUCGCGCACGAUCCGCGGAGUUCGUGGUUGUACAGAAACGAACCUUUAUUUAAGAAAAAAAAAAAAAAGAAA
Molecule: messenger RNA, 2106 nt
Organism: Kogia breviceps (pygmy sperm whale)
Lineage: Eukaryota; Metazoa; Chordata; Mammalia; Artiodactyla; Physeteridae
Gene: LHX1
Product: LIM homeobox 1
Biological process (GO): neuron differentiation; regulation of transcription by RNA polymerase II
Cellular component (GO): nucleus
Molecular function (GO): DNA-binding transcription factor activity, RNA polymerase II-specific; zinc ion binding; RNA polymerase II transcription regulatory region sequence-specific DNA binding
Source: RefSeq, a predicted model, not a curated record